AUGGACUCAACCAAUACUGAAAUACGGAGGAAAAGGAAUAGAGAAAAUUUGCUGCAGCCAUUGAUACCGACCAGUGUACUAGAUCAAGCUUCACAAAGGCUUUUCGUUGUGUCAGUAUUCAUUCUAAUACAGAGUUGGAAAAUCUAUGAUUUAGUACUACUAAAAUCAGAAAUCCCAGCAACGGGAGAAGUGUUGACACUGUUGAGCAAUUUUACUUUUGUAUUGAAGUAUAGUGUAUUGGAUGGGUUAUUUUUAUGGCUUUUGCCAGUUUUGAAUAUUCAGUACUUAUCAUUUGCGCCUUUAAAGACAUUAUUGCUUACGAUAAUACUAUAUGGAUUCUCAAUUUUCUUAGUAAGUUCUAUGGCAUUACCCUUACUUGCCAAUGUAUUUUUACCAGUUUGGAGGUUUUUGUUGCAAGAAAAGGAAUUGAACAUCAUUGGUGAAUCAAUUGAUAGAAGCCAAAUAUUAGACAUGGAUUCACAUUUCAAAGGUCAAUUGACAAUUCACUAUUUACCAGACUCCUCAGCAAAAAUGAACCCGUUCCAUUUUGAUCAGACAUGUCUCGGCUUGAACAACAAUAAUAUUAUCAACAUGCCCAUUGAGUUCAACACCACAUCGGGUAUUGGAUAUUUGCAAAUACAACACACUACCCCUGACAACGAAAUCCAAUAUUUGAAUUAUACUGGGUAUUCACUUCGAAAGCUCUUUAAACAAGACUAUGCCCACUUGUCUCGAUAUAAAGAUUAUAAAAAAUCCGAUAAAAGAAUUUUCUACUUGGAAUACCCGAUAACAAAGGCAGGAAUAUACAGGAUCAAAAACGUUUUAGAUAAUAAAGGAAACAGCAUUCGUACAUACAAGUCAGAAUUUGUAAUUUCAGAUUGUCCCCUGGCAAGGUUUUUUUAUCCUCCAAACUUUGAAAGCUCAAAUAGGUUCAAAUGUGUCACCACUUUAGAAGACGAAAGUUUCCCCUUGCCAUGGAUAGAAGUGUUCAGUACUACUCCGUCGUCUGUGAAACUUAACGUAAAAGUCAAUGGUAAAGAAUUCCGAAUGAUGAAUCUAACAAUAGGACAAGAAACAGAUCAUAAAAUAUCCAGAACCGAUUUCAGCUGGCUCAAAACUGUUAGAUUAGUGCGUAAUUCGUUACAAGAGAAAAUUUUAGAUUCCAAGAAUUCUUUGAAGUGGAACGAUCAAAGCGUUUUGGAAUUCCAAUUGUUGCAAGUUAAAGAUUCUUUUGGUAAUGUGCAUCGUUAUGAGCCACUUUCAAAAGAUAAAGAUGUGUGGUAUAAACUUGAGCUCAGAAAAUCACCGUCCAUUGGAAUUUACGAUAAAGAGACAAACCAAGAGUUAUUAGUGGGUGGACAAAAGGUACUACACUUUUCUAAUUUAGAAAACUUUAAUGAAGAAGAUUUCCCUAUUGACGUUGAAGUGAAGUAUAUCGGCGAGCAAGAACAAAAUCUAACUCGUACGUUCAAGACUAAAGCUGACUUGCGUAAUGGGUUUGCAAUAACCAGACCAGGUAAAUAUGUGUUGUCCAGUGCCAGAGACAAGUAUUGUCCAUGUGAAACAGACAAAACACCAGUUGACAUUGAGUUGGCAUCAAUCCCAUCGUUGGAUAUUGUUGCUGAUCCCGUCUCCGAUAGAUGUCUUGGUACGGUUGGGUACAACUUUGAUUUCAAUUUCACUGAAGGUAGACCUCCGUUUAGAGUGCAAUAUCAAAUUUAUUCCAAUAUAUCAGGCAUUCUUAAACCAGUUUACUCGGAUACUGGUAGACUUAACCGAGAACUAAAGUCAUUUGAAAAGUCUCAUUCAUUUAAAUUCAAGCCUCCCAGUGAAGGUAGUUACACUAUUGUAUUUACCAAUUUAAAAGAUGCAAACUAUUUCAAAGACCCUAUAGCAUUGGAUGAAAAUGAGUAUUCGUAUCUGACUUAUUUCAGACAAUUGUCACAAGUGGGAUUCCAAGUUCAGCAACGAAUAAUUCACACAUGCUAUGGGCACACAACAAAAGUUCCUAUUUUUUUCAACGGGAACGGACCGUUUUCCUUUGAGUAUGAUUUUUUGGAUGUCAGCUCCAAAAAGAAGUUGGUCGAUACUGUAAAAGUUAGCAAUGUUGAAAGUUAUGCAAUUGACACACCAAGGGAAUUGAUUGGUAAAACAUACGACUUGAAGUUAAGCAAUGCGAAGGAUAGGUUUGGCUGUAAUGCUAUAAUAGUUGAUGCAAACUCUCCGGUAAGGGUUGUUAGUAGACUGGAUAUUCCAGAAAUCGAGUUUAGUCAAACUGGGCAGAAAUUGCAAGUUGUUGAAGGGUCCUACGUUGAUGUACCAUUGAAGAUAAAAUCUAAAGUUACCGUUAACGGGAAUGAUAAGAUUGAAGUCAAAUAUUUGAAGCCAACAUCCAAAGAACCUUCUAUCAUACGGGCUCAGAUGGUCGAUUCCUCGAUCAGAUUAUCAGAAGAGGGGACGUAUUGGUUACAUUCUUUUGAGAGUAAUGGCUGUGCUGGACGUAUAGGCAAGGCAGACCAAUUUAUCACAAUUAAUUAUUAUGCCAAACCAUCAAUGGAGAUUUUUGCUAGUAAUGAAAUGUUACAACAUACAGAUGAUUCAACAAUUCAUUUGAAACCGGUAUGUAACGGAUGCUCCAAUGAAAUUACCUUGAAGUUAACUGGUGAAGCACCAUUUGUGGUCGAUUACGAAAUAAAAUUACCCAGUGGAAAAUUGGAGAUGCAUUCAAUGAAUAUCGAAACUCGCGAUAUCACCAUCAAAUUACCAACUAAGUCCAACGGGAGAUUCGAGCAUCAAUUCAAACGUGUUUAUGAUCGUUUAUACACAAAAACCAGAGGGAAAACAACUAGUUUACACGUUCCCAAAGUAAUUUAUGAUAUUAACCCAUUACCAACUGCACAAUUCGUACCCGAUGAUCAUUUUACUCAGGUAUGUGAGAAUAAAUUAUCUGAGGACUCAAUUAUUGCCCAUAUCCCUAUUCAAUUUAGUGGAGCAUAUCCAUUUGAUGUUUUGUUGACAUUGACGAAUGAAAAGACAGGAAAGAUGCAUGAUAUCAGGUAUCGAAAUGUGGCUGAUAGUUAUAUCACUUUGAAAACUCUUAACAUUCUUGGGUUGGGCGACUAUUCCUUGAAGUUUGCCAAAGUAUCCGAUGCCAAUGGUUGUACAACACACCAUUUCAAAACAAAUGACAGAUAUCUUGUAUCCAUAACCGAACCUCCUACUAUUUAUAAGGCGGAUCCAGCAAGAAAGCAUUAUUGUGUAGGAGAUCACGUUGCUUACAAUUUGACAGGGGUGUUCCCAAUCACUAUUUUCUACGAGUAUAAUGACAAGGUGAGAAGAGCAGAGCUGUACAGUCGUUUUGAGAGAUUAGCGUCACGUCCCGGUGUUUUAAGUAUUCACGGAUUGAAGGAUUCUGGAAUCAAUUCGUGUGCUGUGAAUUACACAUUUGACACAACCAAACUGGAUGAGUUGAGAUUAGAGGUGCACGAGAUUCCUACUGUUGAAGUGAAUAAAGGCGAUUAUUUGAUAGAAGACCUUCACGAGGGUGACCAAACAGAGUUGAUAUUUACAUUUCUUGGUGAGCCACCAUUCCAACUUACUUAUAUUCGUACAAUCGAUAUCAAAAAGGGCAAAAAGACACUUCGGAAGUUGGUUGAAAAGGAAACGAUAAAGGAUAUAUGGCAACAUGAAUUGGUAGUAAUGGCAAGUCUCGAAGGUACUUAUGAAGCAAUUGAGAUAAAAGAUAAGUAUUGUCGGGCUGUCAAGAAAGUUGACUAUAUAGAGUGA
This is a messenger RNA of Candida dubliniensis CD36, 3786 nucleotides long. It is a transcript of the gene POM152, whose product is annotated as Pom152p. NCBI's taxonomy places the organism in Eukaryota, Fungi, Ascomycota, Pichiomycetes, Serinales, Debaryomycetaceae. The transcript has a single exon. Gene Ontology annotation, biological process: nuclear pore organization; protein import into nucleus. The coding region runs from base 1 to 3786 and encodes 1261 amino acids. Gene Ontology annotation, cellular component: nuclear pore transmembrane ring. The record is from RefSeq and is a predicted model, not a curated record. Gene Ontology annotation, molecular function: structural constituent of nuclear pore.